Molecule: messenger RNA, 1564 nt
Organism: Lactuca saligna
Lineage: Eukaryota; Viridiplantae; Streptophyta; Magnoliopsida; Asterales; Asteraceae
Source: the annotation of a GenBank genome assembly
AUGAACUGCAACAACACAGUGCCACGCCACUCUGAUGGAUGUGUCGUGAACUACGAGUUUGUGUGGGAUUUCAAUAAUGGGAAGAGGUUGGCAGUUUUUAUGCUAGGUAUAAACCCUAAACUGUUCACGAGGUUAAAUGGCAUCUGUUCUACGCCCUCCAUCCACAAUGUCAUCCUUAAUUCUUCCAAAAUUCCACUCUCCGAACCUUAAAUUUCACAAACCCACAAUCCAAAAAUUCACCUUCCCUCAUUUACUCACAAAACACCGCACGAUUUCCUGCACAAACACAAACGCGACCCCAUGGGACCCACCCCCGGUCACAUACGCCCAAAAAGACGAGUUCCUACCGGGCCCCACUAACUUAUUCGAAACCGUUGACUCAAGUCAAACCAAAACCACCGAACCCAUAAAAACAAACACAAAAAACUCAUACAUUAGAUGGCCGAUGUGGAUCGUGGGCCCCACGAUUCUUCUAGCCACGGGAAUAAUCCCAACUCUUUGGUUACCAAUUUCAUCAAUCUUUUUAGGCCCAAAUAUCGCGACCCUUUUAGCCCUAACCGGGCUCGACUGUAUCUUCAACCUCGGUGCAACCCUUUUCCUUCUAAUGGCCGACGCCUGCUCACGGCCCACGGGUCAAGACGCGGACCCGGGGCUUAGCCGGGCCCCGCUCGGCUACCGGUUUUGGAACAUGGUUGCAACCGUAUCCGGUUUCGUCGUUCCACUAUCCGUUUUCAUCUUUUCCCAAAAGGGAAUUUUGGAACCGCAAAUUCCUUCGAUUUCGUUCGCGAUUGUGUUGGGGCCGUAUCUUUUGCUUCUUGCGGUGCAAAUGCUGACGGAGAUGCUUACGUGGCAUUGGGAAUCGCCAGUGUGGCUUGUGACUCCGAUAGUGUAUGAAGGGUAUAGGGUUUUGCAGUUGAUGAGAGGGUUGAAGCUUGGAGGUGAGAUUGGUGCACCCGGGUGGACGGUUGAUAUGGUUAGGGUUUUGGUUUGUUGGUGGGUGUUGGUUCUUGGGGUGCAAAUCAUGCGUGUGGCGUGGUACGCGGGGUUUACAGCGCACCUUCGUAAAGAUGAGUCAUCGAAGGGUGUCGAUGUGGAUGCGGAAAGUUCUUCGUGAAAUUAUCGAAAGUUUUAUAUUUUUUGCUAUAUGUUUUUUGACUUUUGUGUAUAAAGUUAUUAAAUUACAACAAUAAGUUAUAGAUUUUAGUAGAAUAUGCAAUUUUUAUUAAAGAAAAAGUGUUACAUGUAAGGAAUAGCAACAUAUUUUUAUUUAUUUAUGUGAUACAAUAUCGUUUUCGUAUUCUAUUUGGUACGUUUAACAUGUAGGUAAUUGUGAGAAAUGGCGACUUCGUAUUUACUAUUUUGUUUUUGAAUAAAAUCCAACAAUAAGCUUUAGAUUUGAAAAGUUUUCAGCAACAAUAUGCAACUAUAUUAAAAGAAAAAGGGACGAAUGUAAGAAAUAGCAAUGUACUUUUGUUUAUUUGUGUAUUGUAUUUUAGUUUUUCUUAUGAAGAAAUUAUAGUUUGAAUAUUUUAUCCAAAUUUAAUAGUGAAAAUUGUUUUGUAUU